UCAACGAAUACAAUGUGACACAGACUCUGGCCCCACCCGAGUCCCAAAUAAUCUUGGUGGAUAGACCACAAAGGAGGAGGACGAUUAACCUAAGACCAAGGAACACCCGAAGUGGUGGCGGACGGCGGACGGCGGACGGCAAGGAAGCUCGAGACGGAGGAGAGAUGUCGGAUAACCCAUACGAGCGAGUGAAAGGAGGACGCUUAAGUUUCAAAGGCGGAGAAUUAGCAAGCCGAAGCAAAGCCAUCGACAAAAAGAAAAAGAAGAAGAAAAGCAAACAUGAAGAAAUUCAACAACAACAACAAGCUGGUAUUAUUCUCGAAGAACAACAACAGCCCACAACUACUCUUGAUACUGAUUCUGGAGAAGUUGUUUAUACGAUUGAUGCUGCGAGGAAGAUGAAAUAUGAUGAUCUUUUUCCUGUCGAGGCUAAAAAAUUUGGGUAUGAUCCUGUUGCUGCUAAAUCCAAAUCUAUUGAAGAAGCUCUUGAUGAUCGUGUCAAGAAGAAGGCUGAUCGCUAUUGUAAAUAGAGUGCAGGUCGUGUGAUGAAGAGAAAUAUACUGCGGAGUUGAUUAUGCAAAAUUCUCAAAAGAAAGUAUGCUCUGUCGAUUUUGCAGUGAAUGUGACCUUAGCUGAACUCGGGUUGAGAGUUGAGAUGUGUCUUUUAUCUCUGUUGUAGUUGAGAUAGUUUAGAUUCUAGUAACAUAGUGCCAAGUUGAAAUCAAAGGGUUUUAUGAACCUCAAUUUUUUGUUGUCAAGAUUAAUAGUUUUGUUAAAAUACUCACGACCUGAAUACAUCACUAGUUAAAUGUAACCUUUUCCAUGAACA
Messenger RNA from Spinacia oleracea (spinach), 829 nucleotides. RefSeq lists its product as uncharacterized. The record is from RefSeq and is a predicted model, not a curated record. NCBI's taxonomy places the organism in Eukaryota, Viridiplantae, Streptophyta, Magnoliopsida, Caryophyllales, Amaranthaceae. Bases 165 to 530 code for a protein of 121 amino acids. The transcript is spliced from 2 exons.